GACAGUUGGUUUGACAGAUGUUAUUUAAAGUUGUUUCUGUUUAUUUGAGGUUUAUUUAAUUAAUUUCUCAUUUUCCUGAGAUACUGUAAUAAAUUUUUCAAAUCAAAUACGAAAUUCUCUCUUCAAUAAUUGUUUCCUAAGAAUAUGAUAUACUUAUGCCAUAUGUUUUCACUAUUUUUGGCUGUUUAUUAUGAAAUAAUUGUACUGAUGACCGAUAGUUUUUAAUUUACUAGGAUUACCUUGGUGGCCCGAAUCUAGAUAUUAAAAUGGAAAGUAAACAAGGUAUUUUAAACGAAAAUGUUAAACAAGAAACUAACUUGUUUCUUGUUAAUUCGAUUAAACUAGAAGUGAAAAACGAACCACCUGACAGCUUAGAUUUCUGGAACUGUUUGGAUCCUCCAACUGUAGAGCCUGAGUAUGUACAGUGCGUAAAACAAGAACUAAAUCAAGAUUUUAUGAAACAGAAACAAUACAAUGAGGAUAUUUUCAUCAAAAGUGAGUCAAAUUCGUACUUUGAUAACCAAUCUGUGGACGAAGGAAAACUAGAACUUCAAAAGGUGAAAGAGGAAUUGUCAAGUGAGGAAUAUGCUAAUCCCAUCAAUUUUGAAGAAUAUAAUAUGUUAACUGAGGAAUGUAAUCUUCCAAUUAAGUGUGAGGCUGACUUAGAAGACGGAAGUUCUGGAAAUUACCAAACUGAAGCUGUAUCAAAUCAAAAGCAAGAGAAGUUUUUUUAUGCUUCAAUCCAAGAAUAUAUUACAAAAAGGGAUAGAAGAAAGAAGCUUAAAAAUGCAAAUCGCAUUAACACAUGUCCAUAUUGUGGCAAAUGGCACUGUAAGAAAAACGAGUUGUUGAAACAUCUUUUAAGUUAUCGUGUAAAGAAAAGUGUGUUUGUUAAAAGACCCAUGCACAAAAAUGAAAAUAUUUCAGCUAAUAUAGAAGAAAAGAAUUUCAACAACAAUCCUGUAAUGGAAAAGAAAGUUACAUCAAAAGUGGCAUGUAAAGUGUGUUUUAAAGUUUUAGACAAAUAUUAUUUGAAGUCCCACAUGUUACUUCAUACCGGAGAAAAGAAUUUUCAAUGUGAUAUUUGCUUGAAGAGAUUCAGCCAAAAAUCGAAUCUGACCAUUCACAAGCGUUCAUGCCGCGGCACAGCAUAUCAGUGCGAGAUAUGCUUUAAGACAUUCAAAUCUAAUUCCAUAAAAAACCAUAUGUAUACUCACUCAGAGGAAGCACCCAUAAAAUGUACUUUUUGCUAUAAAACCUUCAGGAGAAAGGACAACUUUGCGGCACACAAAUGUUUUAAUUUUGAGGAAAAUAUAUAUAAAUGUCAUUUAUGUCCAAAAUCUUUUAAGCGAAAAUUUAUUUUAACUGCACACAUGUAUACACAUACUGGAGAACGGCGAUACCACUGUCCACUGUGUCCAAAAAUGUUCAAACAACUGUCAUCAAAAAAUGACCACAUACUUAUUCACACAGGAGAAAAGAAAUUCAAAUGUAACAUUUGCCCGAAGAGUUUUCUUAAUAAAAACCUGUUAAGAAGACACAAACUUUACCACUCAGAUACCAAACAGCACCGUUGUAUAGUUUGUUCUAAAAGUUUUAAAACAAAAAUGUGUUUAAGGCGGCACAUGAGUCUUCACAAUAACACCACCAUAUUUCAGUGUAACAUUUGCUUAAAGGAAUUCAAGAAGAAGCUAUCAUUGGAGUGCCACAUGUCCAUCCACACCGGUAACUACAAGUACAAAUGUGAAUAUUGUCCCAAAUCGUUUUCACGGAAACAACCACUUCUUACACAUCAGUAUAAUCAUACUAAUAAAAAACCGUAUCAUUGUGACAUUUGUCCAGAAGCUUUUUUUUCAAGUUCAGCUCUUAAGAACCACAAAAUUUUUCACGCUGCUAGUAACGGUAAAGAUGACAAGCCAUUCAAGUGCGAUAUAUGCAUUAGAGCUUUCAAAUUAAUUUCAUCUUUAAAGAGUCACAUUAAUAACGACCAUACAGGCAAGAAACCCUUCAAAUGCGAAACAUGUCUCAUACAGUUUGCCACACAAGAUUCCCUAGACAAGCACAUCAACAAAUUGCAUACGAAAAAGAAGUUUGAAUGCAAAGUGUGCUCGAGAAGUUUCUCCCACAGGAGCACUAUGAAUAAACAUAUCAGAGUUAAACAUAAUCCCAACGGAAAGUCCCUAACUGUCGAAAAAAAGUUUGAGUGUGAAUUUUGUAGUAAAAAAUUCGUGUUCGAAGGUAGCAUGAAGUUGCACGUGAAAAGGCUUACAUGUUUCAAGUGAAGUAACUAACUUAUUUUUAUUUUUUCUUGUGAGAAAGUUCAAAAUUUUCGACCCAGUACUCGGCUACCUCCAACAGUUCUUGCUCGUUUGCAUUUAUCAUGUUUUGUGUCGUAAUACCCUCCUUAUUUGGUGCCACAAUGAUUAUUUUUCAGUUCGGUGUUGUUGAUACAGACCAUUUGGAGUUUACGUCACUGAGCACCUCCUCAAUGAGUGGGUUAUUGACAUGUGCAGUACAGGGCCACAUCCAAGAAUUUGCUGCGGAAAUUUAAUCUUUUGGACUUGCAUUCAGCUAAGGAAAAAAGAGUGGCGUUUAUCAUUUGUCUGCUUGGUUCUUUCUAUGAACUCGUGUGCUUUUCUGUGGCAGUUGAAGAUUGCAAACUCUAUAGAGUUUUUUUAGUCUGUACGACGAUGUUAAGUCUAUACGAUGUUAGUCUGUAAGUUUCGUUCAGAUUGACAAAUUUUUUGGUGAAGUAGAGCGCACAAGCAGUAGCUCUAAAUAUGGUCCUACUAUUGGUGAGAUUUCUGAAGAUAUUGUUUCUAGCUGCCACUUUCAGACGUUUUUUCCCAGUGUCAUCGACCUGUCUAGCAUGACGGUCAGGUAGAUUGGUUCCUCCAUGUACUUCAGAAACAAAAUGCCAUCGGACUUGGUAUUAAAUUUUUUUGGUAAGCGUUCAGCAUGGUAUCGAAUGCCUAUUAUAGUUUGAUUUUUAUUUCCUUGGAGGUUCCUCCUUGCGCACUGCUGUCCAGGCCUUAGGCAUAUAGGAAGUGAUUUGUAUCUCGUGUAUUGGUUGAUAAUUUGUAUAUAUACACUGCUACAAGAAAUUAAUGCACCAAUUAAUAUUUUUUGAAAAUUAUCACCAAUUUAAAUAAACUAUAGUAUCUUAAUUUUGACAUUUCCAAGUGUAGUAUUCAUUUUAACUAGAAAAUACGUUAUAAACUAUAACAUAAUGCUAUAAAAUGUUUGUCUUUCUCAGUAAAUUUUUUUUCAAUUUUAAUGACAAAUCGACUUGUGAGUCAGCUUGAGGUUUGAUUUUUACGCGUUUCGCCAGACUUGAACUUUAAGAUGCAACAAGGAUAUAAAACAUAACAUCUGAGGAAUAUGCUCAAGCCGUUGUUUUAAAUGAGUUGUCUCUGAAUGGGUGAAAGAUUCGGUGUGUCCCAUACAUCAGUAUCACGAAUGGUUGAACAAUACAGGUUAACUGGUGAGCAUACAAGAAGUACUGGAUAAAGCAGAAACCGUGUCUCAAGAUCGUUCGUUAGGUUUUUCCGCUCUAAAACGAUUUGUAACAACCCUACAUUUGAAAUCUGAGCUUCAAAACACAAAUGUCAUCCAAAUAAUCCUGGAAAAGUUCGACACCGUUUUCUAGUAGGAAAUUUGCACAUUUCAUUGAUGCCCACUUCCAGCGUUAACCAGAGAUCAUCGUAGAGCAUACUUAGAUUUUGACAGGGAGCAUAUAAAUUAGGAAGAAGCCGAUUGGGAACGAGUUCUAUAGCAGAUGUGUUCUGUGAGGACGAAGUUUUCGCUGGUGCAUGAUUUACCAGGUCUGAAUCCAGCUUGUAUGAGAUUCUAGUCGACUAUGUUUUCUAAAAGUACUAUUACUUUAGCUGUCCUCGAAAGUUUCUGCGUCCAGCAGCUGUCCCGGCAAUUGUUAAAGACUCCAAUGUCCAAUAUUAGUGAUCUUGUUAGUUAUUUAAGUUUUUUAUCGGUUUCGUUUUUUUUACACUCAUGAAACAGCUAUAUAUAAAUACAGUGUACGUUGAACAGCACAUCAUUCAACAACAAUGUAAACGAGACCCAGGUGACUUUAUAAGCUCUUACUCUAGUUGUGGAACUCUACUGUCUUUUAGAUUGUAUAUUUAAAUUAUAUGAAAUAUGUAUUUAAUACUUUAUGUAAAUAAAAAUCAACUAG
Diabrotica balteata is the source of this 4192-nucleotide messenger RNA. NCBI's taxonomy places the organism in Eukaryota, Metazoa, Arthropoda, Insecta, Coleoptera, Chrysomelidae. The record is from the annotation of a GenBank genome assembly.